This is a messenger RNA of Bursaphelenchus xylophilus (pine wood nematode), 1765 nucleotides long. The record is from the annotation of a GenBank genome assembly. Lineage: Eukaryota; Metazoa; Nematoda; Chromadorea; Rhabditida; Aphelenchoididae.
AUGGCCGCACCUUCUUCCCAGUUCGUCGCCGAGCAAGAAUUCCCCAACCUGCCCAACUACGCAGCCUAUUGUCCGGAGAAACUGGGCAACUUCGACACGAAAACGGCCAAAUCCGGCUCCAAAACGCGGCUUCCAGCGAAUGUGGCGGAUUUCCUGCGAAACAACCAAGUCAAGAGGAUUACGGUGGAGGAUAUUUUCGCGCUGGCUUCGAUUCCCGGCUUCAAGGAGAGUUUGAGGCAGUAUAAAGUGGAGAAGAAGAACCGACGACUCAAUUACAAGCAGAUGGUCGAGUUGGAGACCGGAAGGGAAAAGGUGCGAUAAUUCGAAAAAUUUCGCAAAAAUUUUGAGCAAACAGCCUAAAACUUCCCAAAACAUCCCUAAGCGACAUUUUCGAUCAAAAAUCGGGCAAAAAAUCGAGAUUUUUUGUCAUUUUUUGAUUGGAAAUUACGCACAGUGCAAACAUCCGAAAUUUGCACUGUGCAGUCCAUUCUGAAGUCCUCGCCCUUCCCAGAAAUUCGCGACUAAAUUAAACGCGACAAGUUCUUUGUCAAAGAUUUGUCGCAGGUUUUGCCAAAUGCCGCUCAGGACUGCACUGUGCAGUUGAAAUCAGAAAAAAAUUGGAUUGCACUGUGCAGUUUAAAUAUGAUGAAAACAGGACUGCACUGUGCAGUCCAAAAUAGGUGAAAAUAGGACUGCACUGUGCAGUUGAAAUUGGACGAAAUCAGGAUGCACUGUGCAGGUGAAAAAAGAAAAAAAGGACUGCACUGUGCAGUCGAAAUUAGGUGAAAAUAGGACUGCACUGUGCAGUUGAAAUCUGAUGAAAUCAGGACCGCACUGUGCAGUCCAAAAUAGGUGAAAAUAGGACUGCACUGUGCAGUUGAAAAAAGAAAAAAUCGGACUGCACUGUGCAGUCGAAAUUAGGUGAAAAUAGGACUGCACUGUGCAAUUGAAAAUCUAACAAAAUUACGAUUGCACUGUGCGGUUCAAAUUUUUUUGUUGAAAUUUCAAAUUUCAGACCCUGCCAUUGGUCUCCCCUCGUUCCAACUCCCAAAAGAGCCUUCAAGAAACCCAACUGAGCCUCAGCUCGCCUCGUUCCGAGCCGAAAACUCCGGAUCAAUACGCGGAAUUGGAUCAAAGCCAGGAAAAUCAGAGUCCCAACUUUGAGGAGAUGAGUCCAGCCGAAUAUUUGGAGAAGUUGGCGGUCCAAACCGCCAUGGAGGCGCAGAGUUUGGUGUCGGUUCACACUGGAGAGGCCAAGAGUUCGACCAGUUUGACCACGGCCAGAGAUUCGGAGAGCUGGGAGAACCUGAAGACGGCUCUGUUGAAGGCGGAUACUUUUGGAGGAGAGUUGGUAAGAGCCAUUUCAGUGGGCUAGAGUAAAAUUUUGUUGAUAUCCAACGAAAAAAUUUUUUUUUAAAUCACCUUAUUUUAGGCAAAUUUUUGAGAUUUCUAAUAUUAUUUUGAAAUCUGAACGUAGCAUUUUUUCUAUAGAUGUUAAAAGCCAUAUUCUACCAUACCAUUUUUCAAUUCGCCGCUUUCGAAAUUUUAAAAAUCGAAAAUUCGCUAAAAAUGACCUUAUUUUAGGUAAAAAUUGAUUCUAAAUUUUAUACAGCUUCUUAAAUUUCAGGAAGGUCUCAGUCAUAGUCCUGCAGAAGUACUCAGCAACGAUACGAAUGAUGUGGCUGAGGGAAUGGACAAUAUUUUUGGUCAACAGCCAACCAGUUUGUCAGUUGAGGCCACCUCGGCCAGAUAUCGCAAAAUUUAG